AGGGACAUCAUGCGAAAACGAUCGCAUCUAUCAGCACCCUAUACUUCAACUGGCUUGGCGAUGACUAAACGCCGCGUGGAUGUUUUCUCCGCCCAGUCCAGGAACACCGGACUAGCGCCCGUCCGGUCUUCAUCUCCAUCUUCUGAUCGCUGAUCUGGGACGUGGAUACUGAUAGUGCGAAUACCCCACGAUAUUCCGCUCGAUCCGCGAUAUACCUCUUUCGAUCGAACCCUACAGCAAAGUCAAGGAGAAGACGAGAGCACCACCGCAUCCUGCGCUCUGCCGAUCCGAUUUCACCAUGUCCAAUGGCCAGGCCGGCCGGACUCAUUGCGUCAGCGUGUCAGCAUUCCAAGUCUAACAGACGAUCCAGAUAGGGUUCCUGCCGUACGCUUGUCCCACCCGAGAGUUCCAGAACGGCAAAGAUGGUCUAUGGGGGUAAACCAAGCACAGGCUGCCAUUUGUGUCGGAAGCGAAAGAUCAAGGUAGGACCCGAGACGAAGCAAAAACACCCAGGCCCCUGUUCCCUGCUUAACGCUAACCGUGUCAUGUCCAGUGCGACGAGGCGCUUCCGGAAUGCCGCAACUGUCUAGUCUACGGCAGACCUUGUCCUGGAUAUCGGCAGGAUACGAUAUUCCGACAUGAGACGCAGAAAGUGAAGCAGCUGAUGCAGAGGGCGAGCCAGUCGCCUGUGGAGAGCCCGCGCAGUAGACGGUCUGAUUCUCUCCGUAGCGCCCGCCAGUCGCUGUCGCUGCGGCGGCUUGAUGACUCGACGUGGGAAGAGCGCGCUGUUUGCUACUUUUUUGACCAGUACACGACCAAGGACCAGGGCGAUGAGUGUCUGAGCCAUUUGGGCUUUCUGCCGUCGCUGUAUGCGGUCUGUCGCGACGGUGGGCCUGGCGGGCCUGUAUCCUCGUGUUUACAGUGGGCUGUCGGGGCCACGGCCUUGGUAACGUUGAGUAACCAGGUCAAAGCCCCGUCCCUCAUGCUGCAGGCUCGCGACCGCUACGGGAUGGCGCUUCGGGGUCUCCGCCAGGCGCUGGAGUCACGCGAACAGGCUGUAAAGGACGAGACCUUCUCGGCUAUGGUUCUUCUGUCGUUGUUUGAGGAUAUUUCGGGGGAUCGCAAAGGUCUGACGAGCUCCCAUACGGCGGGGUUUGAGUUUCUGAUGAAGCUGCGGGGUGAAAGCCAGCUGGGUCAUGCGCAGGGACGCGAUCUGUUCAGUUUUGCAUACGCACAUACGCACAUUGAGAUUUUGGUGCUCGGGGAAAGACCGCGAUAUAACACCGAUUGGAUCCUCGAGCAGUUGAACAAGUCCGAUCCCAUCCAUGGGUUGAUGUUGAUCGCGUCCAAACUCAGUCAACUGGCACUGGAGACGUCGUCCAUUCCCAAAUCGCUUGACGCGGACCUUCUCCGGCGUGUCUUCGAGUGGCACGAUGCUGGUCGGGCCAUGGAUACGGAGCUGACCCAAUGGAGCGAAGCGCUACCCGAAAAGUGGCUCCCGCUCGUCGUCGACUCCCAGACGGACGAGCCUCUCCUCACCUACCGGCGCAUCUCGAUCGCCGGCAUCUGGAUCUACUACUGGGCGAUCCGGUUUAUUGUCCAAAAGAUCAUGGUCGAGCUCAGUCGCACUCUCGUGUCGGCGACAGGAGACAGCGCACUUCUCCAGGGCGAGCAGGAAGCGCUCGGCAUCAGCCAUGAGGCGAUCUCCGCCACCUGCCGCAGCAUCCCCUUCGCCUUCGGACACAUCGACAUGCAAGGCAACCCCAUCCCACCGCCCCCCGAAGGCAAGCCCCGCAUCCGGGGGUUCCUCGGAUACAUGAUGCUGUGGCCACUGUGGUACAUCCUGUCGUGCGGGAUGGCGACUCCCGCCCAGACGGAGCAGAUCCGCAGCGCGAUCGGCCAGGUCGGCUCCGCGCUGGGGAUCCGACUGGCGCUGAUGCUGGCGCAGGAGUGCGACACGCCGACUACGGCGCCGUCCAUCCCUGACCUUUACCAGUUUGUGCCGGUGAUGGGACAGUUCUCGCAGAUGUAAAACUGUCUGCUCCCACUAUCAACUGUCCAUACUAUACGAUACCCUUCUCUUUUUUUUUCUUCGCUUUUUUGUAUAUGCUCUCUUUAUAACAUACUACUACCUACCUUCUACCAUGUACAGCCGACUCGUCUGGCUGUUGGGCAGCGGACGGGGAAGGUCUUUUCGCUUCCUGUAUAUCGUUUCAUCUAGGCUUCCCUGUGGCUAUGUAUAUCUAUUUGGUUUGCUUGCUUGGGCUGGACAUCUGACUGAGAACCUCUGAAGAAUCAAUCAAUAAUGCGUCCAUUAC
Molecule: messenger RNA, 2318 nt
Organism: Aspergillus candidus
Lineage: Eukaryota; Fungi; Ascomycota; Eurotiomycetes; Eurotiales; Aspergillaceae
Product: putative C6 transcription factor
Exons: 2
Coding region: 665-2032 (455 amino acids)
Source: RefSeq, a predicted model, not a curated record